UCAGUACAUUUUCCGUCCGUCAGAGUGCGCAUCGAUUGCCGCCAUGUUGUCAGUGCUGCGUGUUUCAACGCAAUAGCCGAAGGCGGGAAUUAAUGUGGAAAAUCUGUUUUGUUUGCAGCCUUGCCUAAGACCACACACACAAGUAGCGCAAAAAGGAAGUGUUUUUAUUCAUUUUUAAGUGAAGUUGUGUAUGGCCAGGCUCAUCGGGAAACAGCGUAAUAUUUGUGCGUGUGUAUAUAGUAUAGCUGUGUAACGCUUCCGAAGUGUGCGCUAAAUGCAAAGUAGUCUAUUUUGGUGAGAUAAUCGGUAUUAGGUAACUCUGACCGAUGACAUCUCUAGAUUUCGCUCGAUGGAGCAUGACAAGGUCGAAAACUGUCCUGUCGUUGGACCAAAAGGUUGAAGUCAUUAAAGCUUUAGAAACUAAAAGUCAGAUGCAGGUAGCACUGCAGUAUGGUAUUUCACAAUCCUCAGUCUCCCGUAUUAAAUCUAGAGAAUGUGAUAUUCUUGAUAAUUGGCAGUUGAGACGAUGUUCAAAAAACAGUUACAAUGCGACGGAUGUGAGCUCAGCUGACACUGACAGUUCGCAGUCAUUAGAAGACCGCUGUAGCAGCGGGAAAAAAGCAGUCACAUCCAAACAGGCAUAUGAUAAUCAACCUGCAUCGCCUCUGUUUCUCAGAGCGAUUGGAUCUUUACACAACUUUAAUGGGAAACCACGCUGCCAACCUGGAAAGACACGUUUGGCGCAGGCACAUUCACGAACAUGAGCAGCUCUCCGCGAUGAAGCAUGACCUACGCAGCUCAGCAGAUUGGUCCCAGCUGUGCUUUCCGCAGCAGAUGCCAGGGACGAGUGGAGGCCCAGGAGGAGGGGGAGGUGGUGCAGGUGGAGGUGGUCAGCAGUCUGCGAAGCAGUCGGUUGGGCAACAGAUGGCAAUGCUUAAGAAGCAAAUUGGGCAGCCAGGCACAAUGCAGCAGCACGGUGCCAACAAGGCUACAGGCCCACCUCGGCGUGCGGUGAGCCCGUCCCCACCGCAGUCGCCACAAGUGGCCCCUCCGGAGGUUUGCCUGCGUUGGAACAGCUAUCACUCAAACAUGCAAGCCACUUUCCCCAGCUUGCUGACCAAUGAGCAAUUUGUUGAUGUGACGCUGGCGUGUGAAGGGCGCAGCAUAAAAUGUCACAAGGUCAUCUUGUCAGCUUGCAGUUCGUACUUUGAAGGACUGUUAAGUGAAAACCCAUGCCAGCACCCAAUUGUACUGAUGAAGGAUCUGCGUUAUUGGGAAGUGCAGGCACUUGUUGACUUCAUGUAUAGGGGAGAAGUCAAUGUUGGUCAAGACAAGUUACCCUCAUUGCUUGCUGCUGCAGAGGCUCUCCAAAUCAAAGGAUUAGCAGGACCUGCCUCCACUCCAUCCUCACAAGAUGAAGAUUCAAUGCCCGCAACUAUUGAGGAUUUUCUGGAUGAGCAAGUGCCGUCUCCCAUAACUGAGAGGCGCAUGCGGAAGCGCAGAAUGAUGGGUUCUCCACAGCAGCAGACUAUAAGGCCACAGCACAUUCAACAGCAGCAGCAGCAGCAGCACCACCACCACCAGCAGCAGCAACAGCAACAGCACCAGCAGUUACAGCAGCAGCAGCAGCAUCAACAGCAGCAUCAACAUCAGCAACGCCAUCAGCAGCUACAGAGCCAUUCUCAGCCACAUCCACAACCCCAGCCCCAACGACAUGUCUCUCUCCCAUCCUCCACCUCAUCUGUAGGACAAUCAUCCUUGGGAAGAGUUCAGAGACAGCAGCAGCCUCAGCAGCUCCCAGCUCGCAACCCUCCUAACUCCAUACCAUCCACCUCAGGUUACCGGCACGAACAGCCAAUGUCUGAAGCUGCCCCUCCACGAAAGCAACGGAGAUCUGAACCACUACCAGAAGUGAAAAUUGAGCCAAUUGAUAUUGACUUGAGUAAUGAUUCGAUGGAUGAAGAAUUUGUUGAAAAAAAAUUUACACCACCUACUGAAGCCAAAGAUGAUGGUGGAGGAGCAGAGACAGUGACUGAACCUGUGACUGAGCAGAAACCUGAUAUUGAGACGGAAAAUUUUAGUGCAACUGAACUAUCGAAUGUGCAAGAAAUGCAAGACUAUCCUUUCGAGCCGGGGAGCAACAGCUGUGGAGCUAAAUCUGAGAACAUUGCAGAAGCCACAAGUGAUUCUCCAUUUGGCAGUAGUCCAGGAGGAGAUGAUGUCAAUUCUCGUGAUGCACCGGGUGAAGAUUAGGCCUGCUGCGUCCUCCUGACAGUUCCUAAUGCUCCACUGAAUCGUGAUAUUGUUAUGUGACUUGGGUUUUUUCCCUUUAACUCAGAAAGACUGUGAAGGUGGAAAACAUAGUUUUGACAGCUACAUUUUUUAAUAAUUGAUGUGUAAGAAAGUACGCACAGAGAAGGGUUUAGUGCAGAAGUUCUGGGGCCAUCCAUAAAAAUAAUCUGGUCUCUGAACUGUGUGAAAUGAGGUAGCAUUUUAUACUUCUAAUUAUAUUUAUUUAAACCAUAUACUGGAUUGAUUUGAUAGUCUGUGACUACACAAAAACAGUACAUAUUUCAUUCAUUUAAGACUCAUAGUCUCAUUACGUGAUAUAUGUUGGUUACAUAUUUCAUUCAUUCAGAACUUGUGUUCUCAUUGUGACGUAUUGGUAAAUUACACAAAUUAAAAUCUGAUGUUCAAGAUCUGAUGUUCAUAAUUAGUCACAUUUAACACCUUGAAAACUGAAAGUAAUGCUGAUGUGUUCUGGUUUAUAGUAACUGUGAACUACAGAGCUGUUAAAAAAGAUUAUUUUUUUGUAUCGGCAGGUUAGCUAUAAUUGAUGAUUUAUAUUUUGCACAAGGUUAGAUACAUUGGAUACAAAAUGUUUUACAGUUUGCUUCUAGCAAUAUUACAUUCUGUCCUUGCCCAAAAGUGAUGACACCAGUGGUUUAGGCACACAGUGGCAAUACAUUCAUUAGCAAAGUCUUCUGAAAUGUUGUCAACAGAACUGUCUUCUAGUGAGCCUAAAUGUCUUCAAACAUGUUGAAUCACUUGCCUUGAUUGUUUAAAAAGUGUUGUCAGAUGAUGGCAGUAUGGUGUAGCCAUAUUUUGUGGUGCCUUGCAUCAAACAUCAUUAUUUAAAUGAAGUUUGGUGCUCAAUGAAUGUGUGUUUCAUGCUGUGUAGAAUUCUAUGCUACAACUGGUUACCUGUAAGGAUGUAAAUUUGUAAUAUUCAUCUGAAUGUUCCUAUUCUUGAAAUUUUGGACAGAAUGUUACAUAAAAAUGGGAAAGAAGUGAUUCUGAUCUUCCUGUACAGAUAAAGCAGCUUAUUACUUGGAUGUGCUGGUUAAUUUUCUUUCCUGUAACUCGUCAUCCACUACAUUGCAGCAAUCUGGAGGUAUGUUUUUCUCACCCCCCACUUUCAAAACUAGGAUGUAGGAACCCGAAAUAAAUAUUGCAGUAUUGGAUUGCACACAAUUUGCCGUAGUAGUUGGAUUGUGUCAUGAAGAACAAUAUGAUAUGUUAUAUAUGUUGUCUGUAUUAAAAAUUUCUUUUUUAUAAACAUCCAUUAUUUGUAAGGCAGUUUAUUGUGUUAAAAAUGAUGUACCCAAAGAAUACUUUGUUCAUCAGACUGAUCAGUAUGCAUUGUCCAAAGUAGACAUUUUCCCCUCCAUAUUAUUAGUUAUAAGUGUGUAGUUGUUACAUUUGAGUUUGAUGUUUUUGUAGAAAUAAUGAAAAAUAAAAUCUGAACAUGA
Messenger RNA from Schistocerca americana (American grasshopper), 3752 nucleotides. RefSeq names its product protein bric-a-brac 1-like. The coding region runs from base 643 to 2253 and encodes 536 amino acids. The transcript is spliced from 9 exons. The record is from RefSeq and is a predicted model, not a curated record. Gene Ontology annotation, molecular function: protein binding; DNA binding. Gene Ontology annotation, biological process: regulation of transcription by RNA polymerase II. Gene Ontology annotation, cellular component: nucleus. NCBI's taxonomy places the organism in Eukaryota, Metazoa, Arthropoda, Insecta, Orthoptera, Acrididae.